This is a messenger RNA of Dibothriocephalus latus, 246 nucleotides long. Lineage: Eukaryota; Metazoa; Platyhelminthes; Cestoda; Diphyllobothriidea; Diphyllobothriidae. The record is from the annotation of a GenBank genome assembly.
AUGCCCGAAUUCUCCCCUCCGCAGAAGGAUAUCCGACUCGGUAGUGUCUCCCCUACCGGUCAGUUUCAUAACCGCCUCUCCCAAGCCCGAGCCUCUUCCUGCGAUCCGGGAUCGCCAUCCAGUCAAUCGCGUUCCCAGGAGCAUGCUAAAAAUUUAGCUAAUGUGCCCCUGGUUAGUGCUUCCGCCUCCUCCGGCGCUGCCUUCGCUGCCAAAAACGGAGAAAUUCGGACCUUUACCUCCUCCCCC